UCAAUGCUUCAAAGAUAUAAUACUUAUUUUAUUAGUGAAAGAGUUGUAAAAAUUAUACAAAAACGUUGAGAACAUUGUUCAUACCAAAUAUGAAGUGAGCAUAAUAUUAAUGAGAAAUGAUAAAAAUGAGAUAAAAAUAACAAGGUAACAAUUUCAUUAUCGAAAAUUUAAAGUUGGCAAAAAGAAGAUACGCGUACUUCGACAAGCAAAACGAAUAGUCGAAACUAAACAACGUGUAAGUAUUACGUCGAUUAUGAAAUGAUAUUACUAUCGUCGGAUAUAUAUUAAUAGCUAAUAAUGAUGUUCCCUUGUAGUGUGGUGAAAUUUAUUUCGAUUUAAGCAGGUAUCCUACAUUUUUACUUAAUAACUUACAAUUUCUUGUUCGAACGAUUUUUCUCAAUUUAUUUAAUUAAUUAGUCAGGCUAUGUAUAUUGAUUUUUAUUUGUGGCAUUUUUUAUUUCACAGUUUUUAUUCACAGUAUCUUUUGUCCAGAAUUUCCACUUUUAGAAAGUAUAAUUUCAUGAAGUCCUGUAUUAUCAUACAAAUCGCAUUCAAGUUCUUAAAACUAAAGAAAUCUUAUCAUUGAACAAAUUCUGAACUGAAUGAAACAUAUAUUUGGAAGGAGAUAAUCUUCUCCUUAUAUCUUGGUUUAUUUAGUCGUAUUCAAAGAUAAUUUUCGUUUUCUUAGAGCGUACAGUAGAAAAUCGAGUAGUAGUCCAGAGAAAAUCGAAAUAUAUUAAGAUGUCUCACUCAAUAUUUGACGAAGUAAAAGUAUUCGAAGAUACGGAUGAAAACACAGACGUAAUUAGAAGUUUCAUUAAAACAGAGCAUGAAUCAACGGAAGAACCGUUCUGUAUUCUUGAUAUUGCUGACGUGAUGCAGAAACAUCAAAAUUGGAUCGCGAAGAUGCCAAGAAUUGUCCCAUAUUAUGCCGUCAAGUGCAAUGCCGAUCCGUUUCUCCUAAAGAUUUUAGCAGUUAUGAAUGUCAAUUUCGAUUGUGCAUCCCAACAAGAAAUACGGAUGGUAAUGAAUCUAGGAGUGUCUCCAAACAGGAUAAUCUUUGCGAACCCGGCUAAGUGGACCACCCAUAUUAAAUUUGCCAAAAUGAUGAAUGUAGAAAAAAUGACCGCCGACAGCGAGAUGGAAAUCCUUAAGAUAAAGGACAUUUUUCCGGAAGCGAAAGUAAUCAUUCGCAUUCGAUGUGACGCCAAAAAUGUUCUGGUAUCACUUGGAACAAAAUUCGGUUGUGAUCCAGACGAAGAAGCAGUUCGAUUGAUACAUUUGACGAAAAGCCUUGGUUUAAAAUUAUGGGGCUUUAGUUUUCAUGUCGGCUAUCUAUGUUCUGAAUCAGACGCUUACGUUAGAGGAAUCAGAACGUGUAAGAAACUAAUCUCGAUUGCUAAAGAAAUUGGAUGUAAAGACGUUCAAUUGAUCGAUAUCGGCGGUGGAUUUCCUGGCAACAGAGGAUACUCUAUCGACGAGGUUGCGAGACGUAUUAACAACGAGAUCGAGGACAUCGACCCGAGUAUCUCGAUCAUCAGCGAGCCGGGACAAUAUUAUGCAACAUCGGCAUAUACUUUGGUGUCACUCGUGCACACAAAGAGGAUUGUCCGUCAGGCGGAUGGAAUGGUUAGAAUGUAUUAUAUGAAUUGUGGAGUGUAUAACGGUUUUAUAGAGGAAAUGUUGAAUUUAAAAGAGAGACUGCCGAUACCGGUGUAUAAGCCAGCGAGCGAUGCGAAAUUCCUUUCAUACGUUUGGGGUCCGACCUGUGACUCUAUGGAUUGUAUCUUGAAAAAUGUAAUGUUGCCAGAAUUUCACCAAGGUGAUUGGUUAGCCUGGAUGGAUAUUGGAUCCUAUAGCAUAUGUCUCAGUACUUCUUUCAAUGGUUUUGCACCGCCUAAAGUGCAUCCGUGUGCUAGAAAAAGCCAAUGGAAAGAUUUUAUUGAUUACACGAAGAAAAUGCAAAAAUCGCAGGAAUAACGGAAGGAGCAAUAAGCUAAUAAAAACCAGUUGAUAUGGACAUUGUUAGAUAUUGCUUCGAACUUGACUUUAUUUAUAAAAUUAUGCAGGGAAUUAUAUAUGGAAUUGCAAAAAUUGUGCUGAACUUAUUUGAUUGUAAAUAUAAUGAUAUAUUAGAUUCCAGAAUUCUAAGUGUGUAAAUGAAGUAUUUUUCAGUCUUGUAUGAUAUGAAAAAGUUACGUAUGUAAAUAUAAUUAAUUCUUAAGAGACAACGAUUUUAUUCGUGUAUAUAAAAAAUGUAUGGGUGUAUACUUUUUCGGCAUAGUUUUGUAUGAAAAUAUGCAGGUUGAGUCACAUAAAAGUUCAACCUGAAAGACUUUCAAUAAUCUUAAUUAUAUAGAUAAAUGUUUGAGAUAAAAUUUGAUUGUCUUCAGGGUUAUAUGUUAUUAGCGUCCACGUGAGGUGGGUGAAUUUUAGGUCAAAAUUGCCUCUUUCGGUAGAAUCAUGUAUUUUUUAAGACAUUAAUUCAUGUAGCUGGAGAUUCUCUAUAACAAAAUUACUACCCCACUUAUGUCCAGCAAUUAUUAGUUUAGUCGAUAUUUUGGCUUUUAUUUUGUAAGAUUUAUCGUAUGAAAGACGAGGAAAACAAAUAUAAAAGUAGUGCCUUGCGCUUUUCUUGCCUUUCAUACGAUAAGUUUCACAGAAUAAAAGUUAAAAUAUCUACUAAGUUAAAUAGUUUUCGACAUAAGUAGGUUAAUUAUUUACUACUUUUACGCUUAUAGAAUAUAAUGCCUACACUUAAAGAGAACCUCAUACAUGAGAAUACGUUUUUCCUGUAACUAUUUAACUUUUAUCUGAAAUGUUCUGCGGAAUAAUUAACAGUAUCGAAAAUACAUUGCUUUUAACAUUUACGUGACACAUCCUGUGUACGUUUUAUCAGUAUAUAGUUAUAUAAUAAUUUGCUACUUA
Messenger RNA from Bombus pyrosoma, 2928 nucleotides. RefSeq names its product ornithine decarboxylase 2-like. The record is from RefSeq and is a predicted model, not a curated record. Gene Ontology annotation, cellular component: cytoplasm. Lineage: Eukaryota; Metazoa; Arthropoda; Insecta; Hymenoptera; Apidae. Gene Ontology annotation, molecular function: ornithine decarboxylase activity.